Messenger RNA from Temnothorax curvispinosus, 484 nucleotides. RefSeq names its product DNA-binding protein HEXBP-like. The record is from RefSeq and is a predicted model, not a curated record. NCBI's taxonomy places the organism in Eukaryota, Metazoa, Arthropoda, Insecta, Hymenoptera, Formicidae. The coding region runs from base 19 to 453 and encodes 144 amino acids. Gene Ontology annotation, molecular function: zinc ion binding; nucleic acid binding. The transcript is spliced from 2 exons.
GAUGAAAUAAAAUCUUUCAUGAUGCAGUUAGAGGCAGAGACUAAGAGUGAAGUUAGAGAGAAGCUAGAGAAACCAGAGGUUAGAGUGCAGAGGGCUACCGCAGAAGAGCACAAAGAAGUAAAGUGCUACCGAUGCAACAAAUUGGGUCACAUGGCGAAGGACUGCCCACUAGCGGGAUCAGAGGCCUGGUUCUGUUAUUACUGCCAGGAGAUUAGAGGACACAAGGGUGAUAGCUGUCCUAAUGCCGGAGCCCAGACGAACAGAUUUAGAGGAAAAAGGUAUACAAAUAAAACCGUUAAUAAAAAUAUAAAGAAAAAGGGUAGAUUUGCGCAAAGAGGAACAAAAAGAGUAGAUAAUAAAGGGAAAGUAACCAAAAUACAACCAGCCAAGAAAACUAUACCAUCGCAAACAGCAAUUGAAGGAAAACCAAAAGAAGAUAAAGAAGAAAAUUAGACGAACACGGAUCGCUCGCACAAAGGGAGGG